Messenger RNA from Punica granatum (pomegranate), 803 nucleotides. The record is from RefSeq and is a predicted model, not a curated record. NCBI's taxonomy places the organism in Eukaryota, Viridiplantae, Streptophyta, Magnoliopsida, Myrtales, Lythraceae.
UCAGGGAAGUGCAAAGUAUGCUAUAAUUUUUUCCCAGGGUCUCCAAGGUCGACUGCUUGACUUUAGAUCGAAAAUCGUGCUAGAGCAUAUGGAUUUUUCGUACAAAUCCAACUGGACAUGGCUCUGCAGAACUGCAAUUACAAACAUAUGCUGCUGCAGGAAAAGGCGCCACAAGCCCCGUAAAGGUUCGGAAAAGACCGGGAUGGAACCUGAACUGGGGCUUGUACCGAGCGAUGAGUUUCCAGUCGAAUGUUCUGGCUUUGAACCGGGGCUUUUACCAGAUGAACUUUCUGGCCCCUCAGAACCUUCAGACCGUUCAUUUAGGAAUGACCUGUUCAAGUGGAGGACCUUUGAUACCAGUGGAGGCUCAGAUGGACCAGCCAGUGCUGAUGCCAGUGGAGUGACUGCUACAGGUGGGCAGAGCUGUAACAGUGGCAAUGUCUGGGCCAGACAGGGGUUAUCGUGGUGGCAGAAGUGGUGGUGCACUGGCGGAAAAGGCCUUGCAGAUGAUUAGUCAAAAUAACACUUGUAACUAUGAGCUAUUUCCUGAGUUCGGUGACCUUCCGUCAAUCAACGAUGUUUAGAAGUCAAUAGACCUGAUCGAUGAGUUCUUGUUUCCACUAUCUGUAGAUUGGUUCAGUAAGAAAAUUUUCCUUCUUUCCGUAAAAAUAGGUUAUUGCCUCUAGAUCCCGUGAGAUUUUCAGUGCUUUGAUUAUUGAACUUUUGACUGUUUCUUCUUACUUUUUGAUGAAGUGUGCUUAUGGAAAGUUUAUAAUAACUCAACCAUCUCCAAUUGACUGCUA